UCUCGCUUAUUGGUCCGGUGUAUAAAUAAUCGUUCUUCCGCAAAACAUCGCCGCUCGGAUAAGUGUACCUUUCUUGAGCAGUGUAGGAGGUUCGCGUGUUCUGCCGGUGCGGCCGCCUUUCUGUGUCUUCUGGCCUUAUACGCACCUCGCGGUGCACGGAGAUUGGUUGAUUGGGGUUCUACUUCCUCGGGCUACGCUUCGGCGCAUAGUCACCUGCGCUUGGAUUACGCCCAACAGAGCUCUCCUCGACAACUUGUCAGCGAUGUCCCCCAUCGGAACGACUGGUUUUCGUAAGAGAAACGCCCCCUUGUGAAACGUGGUUGGACUUCCGGCGAAGUGUCAUCCGCGAGGACUGCGUAGUGGGCACUAAGCUCUUCUUACCUGGUCCCAAGGUGGUUUGUUUGUUUUUGUUUGUCGGAGCGUCUGAGGUGUUGACAUCAACAAACGUUAUUUCAUUGUCGCCGCCAUCGCUUGAUGAACCUCCGCUUCGACUAGACGAACUCCGUCUAACGCAACGGCCAGAUCUUGCUGGAUUGCAUUCGGUGGUUACGCCAAGGCGCUGUAAGAAGGCGGAUCAACGUUGACGUCGUGAGUGGUGUAUACCUGUGAAUGGUGCGUUCCAAGCAGAAUCAGUUGUGUUUUUCCAGGCGUAGAGGGAGGCGGAUUAAGAUUGCUAAAAAAAACCUUCAGCGUCGGCCACCUGCUUCCUUUAGGUUCGCGUGAUCUUCAGCACCUCUACAGUUUAGCGACUGCUGCCUGACGCCACCUAGCACACGGCAGAAACCUACGUGCGCCUGUGGACAUCGGGCUCUCGGCCUCAACGUCAACCGUGGUUGGUUAUUCAAGCAGAGCGAUUCGAUAACGCCGUAGCAGCGGCAAAAACGACGUGAGCAAUGGGGGAAGUGAUAACACCCAGCGCUGGGAAGGAUGCGGUCGACUGCUCCUGCCCUGCGAUGGAGGGCCCUCCGUCGGUCCAGCCAUCGGUGCAACCUCCCAGAAAAGAUAGCGCCCCUCGCAGCGACGCAGAAAGCGAUGGGGACAACUCCGCAAAGAGGCCGCUCAUCGUUCGCAACGUGGAGACGGGAAAGAUGCUCGUAGACUCUCUGCACAAAAUAGCGAGAAACCCGCUUCCGUGUACAAGCACCAUCUGCCAAGGUUCGCUGAUGUGCGGCCCGGUGCGGCGGAACGGCAAGGAGCCCCGACCCAAAGAAGAGGUGCUGCAGCACGCCAGGGAGUUCCUGGACCAGUUCUACACGAGCAUCAAGAGGUUCCACUCCAAGGCCCACGAGAAGCGGUGGGCGGAAGUUGAACGCCAGGUGCAGGCGCGUGGCACCUACGACCUCACCGAGACAGAACUUGUGUUCGGAGCCAAGCUUGCCUGGAGGAACUCGGCGAGAUGCAUUGGCAGGAUACAGUGGUCGAAGCUGCAAGUUUUCGACGCUCGGCACUGCUACACUGCGAGGGACAUGUAUGAAGCCAUCUGCGCCCACCUCAAGUACAGCACAAACAAAGGAAACAUCAGGUCGGCAAUCACCAUAUUUCCGCCACGCACGGACGGCCACCAUGACUACAAAGUGUGGAACGCGCAGCUCAUCCAGUUUGCCGGACACAAGCAGCCCGACGGCAGCGUCAUCGGCGAUCCGGCCUCCGUAGAGCUCACAGAGAUAUGCAAAAAGCUUGGUUGGAAACCCGAAGGAGGUCGAUUCGAGGCGCUGCCCCUGGUUCUUUCGGCCAAUGGCGAAGACCCGGAGAUCUUCGAGAUUCCCGAGGACCUCAUCAUGCGGGUCAAGAUUACGCAUCCAGUCUACAAGGCAAUCGACGAGAUGCAGCUGGAAUGGUACGCCGUGCCCGCAGUGUCCAGCAUGAUGCUUGACGUGGGCGGCGUCGAGUUCACCGCCUGCCCCUUCAACGGCUGGUACAUGGUCACCGAGAUCGCCGUCAGGGACUUCUGCGAUGCGCAUCGCUACAACCUGGCCGAGGAAGUAGCGACUCGAAUAGGCAUCGACACCAAGAGCAAUUCGAGCCUCUGGCGGGAUCGGGCUGCAGUCGAGCUCACCCUGGCUGUCAUGCACAGCUACCAGAAGGCGAACGUGACCAUCGUGGACCACCACUCGGCGUCGGAGCAGUUCAUGAAGCACAUGGAGAAUGAAAACCGGCUGCGGGGAGGUUGCCCCGGUGACUGGGUAUGGAUCGUGCCACCGCUCAGUGGAAGCCUCACGCCCGUGUUUCACCAGGAGAUGCUUUACUACCACCUCAAGCCUAACUACGAGUACCAGACGCCUGCCUGGAAAACGCACGUGUGGCAGAAGAAGGCGGACGACCAGCGACGGCAUUCCAGGAAGUUCCGCUUCAAGGAUAUUGCCAGCGCCGUGAAGUUCACCUCAGCCAUGUACGGCAAAGCCCUGGCAAAGCGCGUCAAGGCCAAGAUCCUGUACGCCACCGAGACGGGAAAGUCCGAGACCUACGCCCGUGUACUAUGCGACAUCUUCCUGCACGCUUUCAACGCGUCGGUCGAGUGCAUGGAAGACUACGAUUUCGUCAACCUGGAAUUCGAGCCUCUCCUGCUGGUCAUCUCCAGCACUUUCGGCAAUGGCGAGCCGCCCGAAAACGGAGAGGUCUUCGCUCGAAACCUACAAGUCAUGAAGAGCUCCAGCCCCUUCGGACCGGAGGGUACGACUCCGAGGACGACGUCAAUGUCCUUCGUGCGGAAAAACAGCGUCAAUGCCUCCGAGAAUGACGUCGGUUCUCCGCCGCCACCUCACGAGGCGUCGGACCUUGGACCCCUCAGCAACGUCAGGUUCGCUGUGUUCGGACUGGGCUCCAGCGCGUACCCCAACUUUUGCGCGUACGGCAAGUACGUGGACAAGAUACUGGGAGACCUGGGCGGCGAGCGCAUCUGCAAGUUGGCCACCGGGGACGAGCUGCGCGGACAGGAACAGUCGUUCCGGUUGUGGGCCAAGACUGUCUUCGAGCAAGCGUGCGAUGUGUUCUGCGUGGGCGACGAUAUCGGGCCGAUCGAGAUGACUCCAUCGAUGGAGGAGAACAUCGCCUGGUCUCCGGACAAGGUGCGACUUUUCCAGAAGGCCACGGACAAGAACCCGCCUCUGGGCUUCGGUCUGUCCAAGGGUUCCAGUCGAAAGGUCGUCGCAAGCAGACUGGUGUCUAGGAAGGUUCUGCAAUGGGACAAGGAAGACGACAAGAAGACCAUCAUGGUUGUCCUGGAGGCGAGCGGCGACAGCGAGCUGAAGUACGCGCCGGGCGACCACAUCGGCAUCUACGCUGUCAACAGGGACGACAUCGUCAACGGCAUCGUGGAGCGCCUCGCGCCCGGAUCGGCAGAUCCGGACGCUGUCUUCAGGGUCCAGUACCGAGACAUCGUCCAGAAUCCAAUCACGGGCGAGCAAAAAGAGACGUGGCAAGACAACGGACGCCUGCCUCCGUGCUCGCUACGGCUGGCCCUUCGCCGCUACCUGGACAUCACGACGCCGGCAUCGCAAGAGCUGCUCAAAUACCUUGCCGCCAUGGCCUCGGACGAGCGGCAGCAGGAGCAGCUACAGACGCUCGCAACGAAUCUGGAGAAGUACGAGGACUGGAAGGCGCAGAAGUUUCCGCACCUGUUGGACUUGCUGGAGGAGUUUCCCUCGGUGCAGCCGACGCCCGAGCUGCUGCUGUGCAUGCUGCCUUUGAUCCAGCCGCGCUUCUACUCCAUCAGCUCGGCGCCCGAGGCCUAUCCGGGACAAAUACACCUCACCGUGGCCGUGGUCACGUAUCGCACAGAGAACGGCACAGGCAAAAAGCACUACGGUGUGUGCUCUUCGUUUCUGGACACCAUCGAACCAGAAGAGGAGAUUGCCUGCUUCGUCAGAAUUGCGCCGAACUUCCACCUGCCAGAACAGAAGAACGUUCCCGUGGUGCUCGUCGGACCGGGGACGGGCAUCGCCCCCUACAGGAGCUUUUGGCAACGACGCUAUUGUUCUAUGCAGGGGGUCUACCAAGAAGGGCAACCGUUCUACGAGGGCCAGAUGGAUCUCUACUUCGGAUGCCGCACAAUGGAGUCGCAGCUUUACGCUGAAGAAGUGCAGACAAUGAAAGAUGCGGGUGCACUGCGGAACGUGUUUCUCGCUUUCUCGAGGGUUCCAGGACAGAAAAAGUGCUACGUCCAAGAUCGGCUACACGAAAGGGCCGAGGAGUUGUACAAGCUGCUCACGAAAGACAACGGCCACCUGUACGUCUGCGGUGACGUCAUCAUGGCCGACGGAGUCAACAAGGCUGUACGCGCCAUACUGAGAGACCAAGGGAACAUCUCGGAGGAAAAGGCCGAAACGCUCAUGGAUAAGCUCAGGGAGGAGAACCGCAUUCACGAGGACAUCUUCGGCGUCACCCUGCGCACUGAGGAAGCAACGAGAAAAAGUCGGGAGGACGCCAAGCGGAGGAGCACCCACAAGUGACACCCGUUGGCCGGCCUGCCCGACUCCUUUGGCUCGCUCACUUUCUCCAGGCUCAGGGCCAUCCUCACCAACUGCACUGCGCCGGGACACGCGAAAUGACGACACCUGUCACCGCCACCGCGGGGGCGGGACUUAUAGUGUGCGCAACCUCUUCUUCUUCCUCCUCGCACCUCCUCCUCCUCUCUUCCGCCUUUUCCUCGUGUUACGCUAAGCGUUCUGAUCGUCCCGAUGGUGCAACUUUGUCCUGUAGACGAUUAACCUUUUGUUGUGUCAAUCGAGAACACGUAAUCCUCAACUGUCACCCGCCGCGGUGGUCUAGUGGGUGCUUGAAUGCUGACCCGAAGGUCGCGGGAUCGAAUCCCGACCUUGGCGGCCGCUUUUCGAUGUAGGCGAAAUGCUAGAGGCCCGUGUACUUAUAUUUAGGUGCACGUUAAAGAUUCCCAGAUGGUAGAAAUUUCCGGAGACCUCCACUACGGCGUCUCUCAUAAUCAUAUCGUGGUUUUGGGACGUAAAACCCCUACGAUUAUUGAAUUUUACUUUUCUAAUGUGUCUUCAUUCAACGCAUGUUCACAAAAGAUACCGCCGACGGCUUCGAGGCUCGAUGUUAUUCGUUGUACUGACAGUGACACGGCAAAAGUAUAUAUAACACCUGUAGAUCUGGUAAACAAACUUAACUAUUCAUACUCGUUAUUAUGACCGCAGAAGGCCCAUUCGACUCCUAAGUUUUAGCAAAGGAAAGGACACUCGAUCGAAUGUCAAGGCAACGAAAAAUUUGCGUGAGCCUGUUAUCAAUGACAAAAGAAGAGACACCUGUCCUAUCUCUUUUCAGUUAUAGGACUUAUUUCGGGUGUUAUGUGUUUGUCUGCAGGAUUCGAUUGCACCGUCUGAGCUGCCGUAUUCGGGUUAGUGUGAUUGUGUAACAUGUUCCAAAUCAUCCUAUAACCCGCGACCCGCUCAAGAACACCUGGAGCACACUGUGAGCAUGCGCACAUCACUAUAUACCAUGUCAUGUGUUGAACACGUGCUAUUACGCACGCGGAGAGACGUGCUUAAUAGCGUGUGUACGUGUGUAUGUCGUGUGUAAUACACUGUCACGUUCUGCCCACGUAUGUACUUAAUACGCAGAAGGAAACCCAGGGCGCAUGGAACCACAGGGUUACGUUCGCACGGUGCAUAUGUAUGUACGAGCUGUUAUCGUUACCUCAAGAAGGUGAAAAGCUUGUUUAGCGACAUGAUUAUCAGCGAUCCAAUCUUUCAAACCCGCUGUCUUUGGGGUGAGCGCUGUGUCAUACACAUAACUAAGACGGCGAGGUUUGAACCUCGUUUUUUGUCUGUGCGGGGUCCCACUUGUCUGGACUGAAAUUUCCAAGUCUUGAUUCGCACGCCGAGUCGGACUCAAGUUUGUGUGCCGCCACACAAGGCUGCCCUUGGAUAAGUGAAGUUUUCUUAUCUUCUUCGGUAGAUAUGUGUACGUGGUCGCUGACCCGAAGCGGGGAAAGUGGCCGCCGUCGUGGAAAAAGCGACAUUUCAGUACUGGAAUGCACUGAGUUGUCUGUUCUGGAUAGCAUGUCGAACAAAUAUGAUAGUGGUCACUCCACUCCAUCUCAGCUGCAAAUAGCGCACAACAUAAUCGACUUGCUCAGAUGUCAGUGUCAACUUGCAUGUGAAUGAGCAUCUGCAUGCUACUGGACUUGAUUGUCGUAGCAGAACGCGUUUAUUCCUGAACGGGAUAGCCAUUUUGAGUUGAUUCAUGACGUCAUUUAAGCUAACUUCCUAGAAAUAAAAUCUCGUAGGUCAACUUAUACCCAAAGGUUCACAAACCCACCAGUAUAAAGCUGGUCAAAUAAAAUUUCGUAGGUCAACUAACACACAAGGUUCACAAACGCUCCAGUCUAAAGCUGGCUUUCGUGUACUUUUAACUCUAUGGGCAACGUACGGUAUGCGUGAAUGAAGGCAUCAAAAGGCUGCGCAUGAAUAGUAUUUUCUGCCAAACUUAACGGUCGCAUGGAGAGAAGAUCUAAAGCGAUGGCUCGCAGCUUCAUCACUUCGUCAUGCGAAGUGACUUCGUCCAUCUGUCCAUCAUCACUUCGUCACGCGUGACUCGUUUUGCCAAGGCGGGUUCAGCACGGCAACCAUUGCGUUGACCGCUGUUGUGCCAAUAGACGCUAUAAGAACACUCGCGAUUUGUGCACGUUAACAAACCAAUGUGUACCAACUAAUGUUUUACCAUGCCUGGCAAGGUGUAUCAGCGCCUGUCUAAAUAAACACAGCUAUCUUAUUUUUAAGCAUUCUAAUAUUCGGCCGUUGUGAGAGGAAUUCUAAGGAGAUGUCAUGUGGUGCCGAGUUGACUAUUAUUUUUUAAAAGGUCUUCUUAAUCUUUGAAUACUUAGACUGACGCAAGCGACAGUUAUCGUGUCCCUGAAACGUUACACACUGGACUGUAUAGGCCAGAGCUUUAACAGCAUUCAAGACCUAAUAGACAGAGCUGCUUGCAUGUACGUAAAUGUGAUAUACAGUGCUUAGAAGCAGCUACAAAAAGCCUGUCAUAACUAUCGCGUGUACAACAUGCUCAAAAAUGUGCUUGUCUGUAGGUCAGAUAUUGCAAUCAUGCCCAAUGCACCGAAUGCUGUAGGCUUAUGAAUGAACACUAUUUUUUUUUUCUUUUGUCGCAAGCCACAGACCACGCCUUGUCUGCACGUCGCAUACGAGCGCAGUGUGUUCACUCACGGCCUUGGCCUCGGUAUCUUCUCGCUUGCGCAGAGCCUCACUUCCCAGUCGCUUAUCUAGAAGGGCCACUUCGCACGUCACAGAUAGUCCGUAAGACAUUGAUCUGUCAACAACAGGCGUCGGUAAUGGCCCUGGCGAGAGGAAACGUUUUAUCUGUGCUUCAAUGAAAGCCCGAGUACUGACGUCAUAACUACGUCACACGUAGUCGUUCGUCAUUUCUGAAGGAACAUUGGCACUGAGGCUGUCCGAAGUCGCUUAGUAAAAGGAAGUCACUCCGUUAACAAUUGCUCAAGGUCGUAUUCGGCACGCCUAAUAGUUUGGCGAUGGGACUAUAUAAGCAGUCUUUAGGUCAUUGUAAGGCGAUUCAAGCGUUUUGGAAACCACAGCGCGCAGGCCCAAGGUUCAGCCUACAGGGUACGAGUUUCGGCCAAUUCUGUCAGCUACGUGCAUUCGCUUAGAAGACCAUAUGGGCCCCCCUUUAAUUCGUGAUAACGUGACGGUUACCACUUUACACAAGUGAAAGCGGGAGAACUCCACGCUAAGUUUGACCUUACAAGGACGAUUGCACCAGAAGGUCCAGAACGUUCGGCGGGCACAUCCAAGAGGUGACCUUGUUACAGCAACAGAAUCAUUUUUUUGGUGAAUCCUGAAAGUUAGGCGAAGCUUUCAAUCGGAACACAGACGGAGGAAGAUACGCGACGGUAUACGCCAUGAAUUCAUGUAGAAUUCGCUGUGACAGCGGUACUUUAACAGGAAUUCUAAGCGUCACAGCUUACAAAAGCCAAUAGGUACCCGAAAUGGCGGUUGAACAUCGGGGGUUCGUAUCAAAUUAAGCAUGCGCGAGUACGAGGGGUGGUCCGACGCUUAUUUUCCAUUGUUUCGGCCUUAACGUGUGUAUUUUCGCCUGGUCCACGGGCUCUAAAACCCUUAACGAAAACGAGUUAGAGCGUCAGAACACUGGAACAGUCUUAAUUGCUUUUCCUGUUCCCGAAUUCGCCCAUCAGCGUUUACUGACGUCACGACAUUGCUGUCCCAACGUCGACGUUAAGAUCCGCCGAAGAACACUGAAAGCAAGCGUUUACAAGCUUCAACGCCCCGCGGACACCAGUCACGCAGACGGGCCCCGGAUAAUACGCCCAGAAUUCUCUCGCAGAGCCAGUCCACAGUGGAUAAUCGCCUGGACGUAUCUAGGCCGGCCUCUUUUUCUUUUCUCUUCAUAGCCGUUACAGCUUGUUCAGUCAGUCUCAACCCGUACGCUCCCAGCCGCACCGUCAGAGAUGCAAAGGCUAACAACGGAUGCAAACAAGAGCACAAAACAAAACACGAGGCGCUUGGAGGGGUGUGAGGCAGCACGAACUACAAUGCCUGUCGUGCUUAGACGAACGCCGCGUCACGCGCAGUACGCGCCGCGGCCUUGGGAUCCGGGCCCUAAUUGUGACGCCCCGAGACAAUUCAGGCGCGACGCACGCUUCUUUAUCGUGCAACUCUUCUGCGCACGCCCUUCUACAUAUAUAUACACAAACCAGUGACCGCGUACCCACCGUAUAUACACGGAGAAGUCUGCCGCGCUAAUACGCACUGUAUCGCGCACGAGUGAUCCCGUCUUUUUUCUACGUGUACCAGUGCCUGUCCCUAUCCGUGUAUCCACCUUCCCGCGUACAUAAAGUACGUACUUCUUCAAGCCCAUGCCGCCGCCCACCUUCUGCAUGUGCUUUGCGCCCGUGAGCCUCAGUGCACGUUGUUAACUGUCUCCGCGCGCGCUAGCUAGUGUCGUGCUUUCUGCAAUCCAAUCCCACAGCGCUAUAACCCUUGUAUAAACGUCGCUUGUAUAAAGUUUUUGUUCUUUUUCAUCCUUUAUCAUCCUGUAUAUCCCGCCCGCUUGCAAAGCGGCAGUCUCCCGUUUUAACGAGCCGCGUUCGUUUCGCAACGUUAUGAGAGGAGCUUUGCUGUGUGUCUGUGAAACGUUUUGCCCCGGGAGCUGAAGUGAGAGAGAAAGAGGGAGAGAGAGCGAAAUAUAUAUAGA
Rhipicephalus sanguineus (brown dog tick) is the source of this 9198-nucleotide messenger RNA. RefSeq names its product nitric oxide synthase-like protein (gene Nos). The coding region runs from base 894 to 4448 and encodes 1184 amino acids. The transcript has 26 exons. Gene Ontology annotation, molecular function: FMN binding; heme binding; nitric-oxide synthase activity. Gene Ontology annotation, biological process: nitric oxide biosynthetic process. NCBI's taxonomy places the organism in Eukaryota, Metazoa, Arthropoda, Arachnida, Ixodida, Ixodidae. The record is from RefSeq and is a predicted model, not a curated record.